Molecule: messenger RNA, 7816 nt
Organism: Pelobates cultripes (western spadefoot toad)
Lineage: Eukaryota; Metazoa; Chordata; Amphibia; Anura; Pelobatidae
Source: the annotation of a GenBank genome assembly
AGCGCUUCCGGUUUUCGUAGUAAACACGUCUGGGAGACAUGGUGUGAGGGAUGCCGCCUGUUCACCGCUCCAGGAGCCGCAGCUCCAGCUCGUCUCCCCGUAAGAGGCGACAUGGAAGCCCCGAUUGGUCUCCGGAUAAGAAAGGCCGGAGAUCCAGGUCCCGGGAGCGGGCUGUUUCCAACGGGCACCGCCGCAGCCGCUCCAGGGACCGAGCCUCGUCUGGGAGACCCCAUCACGGCAAGCAAUGGGGGGACUACUACGAGAAGGGCAAGGAGGAGAUCCUGAGACAGAGACAGGAAGCAUUCAUAGCCAGGUACGGGGAUUGUACAGCGCUACGCAGUCUGAUGGCGCCAUAUAAAUAAUACAAUAAUAAUAAUAGCUUAUUGUGCAGUGUUUGAUUACCCAGGAAGGCUCUCAGGUUCCAUAUAUACUGUGUGCGUGUGUGUGUAUAUUAACCGGAUAUAUCCAUGGCAGCACUACAGGUGGGUAUAGCUUUGCCCUCUUCCAAACUGGACAGGGGCACCUCCUAAUUAAAACAAUAAAAGAGAGACGCCUACUCCUACCCCUCAUCCUUUUUUUCCUGUCCCACUUCGCUUUGGGCACAGGAUGCUUUGCACCUCCUUUUUCGUUUGUGACUUACUUGGGUCAUCCAUACCCCGUAUCCCUUGGGAAGUUCAGCUUCUCUUCCCGUGGAAGCCUCAGGAUACGGCGCCUCACCAAGGGCAACCCCGUGGAAGAGUCUCCCCUUUAGCGACUGGGAAUAAUAUGUACUUACCACUGCAUUAUUCUGCAGUAACCAGACAGGUAGCCGCUGUAUGUGCCAGACCCACUACCGUGGUAAUGUCCCUUCUAUGAGUACACCUGCUAAAUCUCGGAUAUUUGGGUUCUUGGCUUUCCCUUCAUAGGUGAUGAUUCCCUACACGGGUACACGUACCUGGACGUAUCAUGUAAAGCCAGGUAUUGGUCCCUUAGGGGAUGAAGCAAUGAAGGCUGGUCUGGGGAUCCUGUUUACUAUCUCAGGUAAGGUUGUAGUAGGCUUAUUAAGGUUCUCCCUGUGUGAUCUCUUUACUUGCCUUGUUACUGCGUAGUCUGGGGUUUGUGUAUGCUUUCCGGUGGUGGAACGCAAGCUGGAACGUGCACGUAAUGAUGCGCAGAAGCUAGCGCGUCAUUUCUGUUUACGGUUUUCCAGUCCUUGGUGGAACACAAAUUUGAAUGCAAUAACGGCUCUAUUUUGUGCGGUCCUAGUCUCACCAGGAUCCUGGCAAAAAUAUUUGGCUUCUUGAGUUUGUUUCUGUUGUUGUGGUUCGGUAUUGUCUUCAUUUUCUUUUUGCUGCAGGUUAGUUGAUUUCCUCUUGUUUCUCUUUUAAUCCACUUAAGUUUGGAUAGAGGUUUUUAGCUAGAAAUAUUUUUUUCUAGUUGCCCGAUCUCAUGGCGUCACAAGGCCACUCAUCCACAAAUAGGUCACAUUCUCUAGGUUCUGAGUAAUUCACUGGUAUUUUAUUUUCUAGUUAUAUUCAUACAGUUGAGUAUUUAAAGGCAGGGCGCAUUCCUCCUAUCCUAAUAUGGAUUCUCAGUUCUGCUCAUAGAUCCGCCUACAAGAAAAAGGACAAGACUCCUUUAUGUGACGCAUGUGAUCAUAAGGCUAUUCCAGGGAAGAGGCUCUGCAUAUCCUGUUUAAACGCAGCGGCAGGUCAUAAAGAAUCGGAUCCUGAUGUUUUAGCCUAUAUCCGUCAAGCUGUUACGGAGGGUCUACAACAAGCAGAAAAAAUAACUAGGAAGAGACACAGAUCUGUCAGUCCUGAAUGGAACCCAGAUUUGAAUGCGGAAAUGCCUCCAGUAUAUGGUAUGGAGGAAUGUUCAUCUUUCGAGGAAGAUACGCCUUCUGAUCCAGCUUUCAUGCAUAGUAAGAAAAUCAAAGCUCUUAUUAAGGCAGUUCAGAACAUCCUUGAUCCUCUAGCAAACAUUUUGAAGGCAUGAGGAAAAAGAACCCGACUUUUCCAUUUCACGGAACUAUUGACCUGAUUAAUGAGGAAUGGAGGAAGACUGAGGGAAAAAAAGUCUCCUUGCAAGGCCGGCUUUCUAAACUCUAUCCAUUUAAGCCUAGUGAUUGUGCUUCUUGGGACUCAGCUCCCAAAGUUGAUGCAGCCAUUAUUUGUCUGGUCAAGAAGACCACCUUACCAAUUGACGAUGCAGGAUCACUUAGAGAUCCAAUGGAUUCCAACUUGUGUAAAGCCUAUGUUUCCUCUGGUUCUGGGCUUUGUCCUGCUGUGGCCUUGACAUCUGUUUCUUAAAGCAAUGGUUGGAAGACCUCAAGGAGAAUAUUUCCCUUGGGGUCAGCAGAUCUAGAAUUUUGGAUUGGCCAUUGAAUUUACUUCUGACGCUUCUAUUGAUUUAAUCAGAUCCCUGUCUAGAAGCAUGGUCUUGUCGGUAGCCUCAAGAUGAGCAUUGUGGCUCAGAAAUUGGUUUGCGGAUUCCCCUUCUAAGAAUAGGUUGUGUGCCCUUCCCUAUCAAGGGGAUAUGCUUUUUGGAAAACAUUUGGAUGAAUAAAUCAAAAGGGCAGUGGAAGGGCGGAAAGCUUUUCUUCCUCAAGAAAGAAGGCAAAAAAAGAUAAUUUUCACAAGACAGACGCUCCUUUCGUGAUAAGGAUUAUAGACGCUACAGACCAGGGACGGAAUUUUCCAGAUUCCAAUCAUGGAAGGGUGGUUUCUCCUUCUCCAGAAAUUCUCGUGGUAGUACAAGGCAGUCUAAACAAUUCUGAUGGGGCUUCAGUCCGGGGGAGUGGGAGCAAGACUUCUGGACUUCUUCGAGAUCUGGGCUCGCAAUAUUCCAGACAAAUGGGUCUUAAAAAUUGUAAGUACAUGAUAUUUUCUGGACUUCUCCUCCAUUCCUUUCCCUCAAUUCUUGCAAACCAGAGUGCCUCAAGAUCCAGUAAAGGCAAAAGCACUCCAUUCAUUUGUGACCCCUCUCCUAGCAGACGGAGUCAUUUGUCAAAUUCCUUCAGGAAAAAAAAGAUUGGGGUAUUACUCGAGGCUUUUUCUAACUUCGAAAGCAUCUGGAGAAUGGAGGCCAAUUUUAGACCUUCACAAUCUCAACGAAGGAUGUUUGUCAAAAAAAAUCAAAACGGAAUCUGUCAGUUCCAUCAUCACAGUGGUCUCUCCAGGGGAUUGGAUGAUCUUUGGGAUGCCUACUUUCAUGUACCGAUCGCCAUUCCUCACCAGAAAUUCCUCAGAUUUACAGUAAGUCAGCAGCAUUACCAAUUCUGGGUUCUUCCAUUCGGCCUAAGCACUGCUCCCAGAACCUUCUCAAAGAUUCUAAUUUCCAUGAUCAUAUUCAUUUUGAUGGCAUCACUAGUCUGUUCCAGCAAGAGAAGUCAUGAGCCUCUUAGGGAGUCUUUCAUCGACAAUAAGGCUUACGAGAUGGGCACAGUGGCACAUGAGAAUUUCUCAAAUAGUUCUUAUACCAAUAUUCGAACAAGGACUUGAAUCAGCCUAUUCUUAUUUCAGACAAAGUCAAGAAAGCGCUGUUAUGGUGGCUGACCAAUCAAAACAUUUGGGAUCAAUCCCUUGGAUGAUGUUAACCACAGAUGCCUGUCAGCCAGGUUGGGGGGGGGCACACUUGGGUUCCCAACACAUCGAGGGUUUAUGGAAAAGCAGAUUAAACACCAAUCUUCGAACAUCCUGGAAUUGCGAGCUGUAUUCCAAGCUCUUUUCCGGUUUCCCUCCAUGAGACAUCAAUGGUUAAAGGUGAGAAUAGACAAUACCUCAGCAGUAGCCUAUCUCAACCACCAAGGAGGGACGAAAAACAGGGAUCUAAUGGCAAUUAUUCUCCCUCUUAUGACUUGGGCAGAAACAAAUCUGAAGGCCAUCAGCCGACCCUUUGGCGGAAGACAGUGAUGCCUUAUGCUGUGAGUAGAAGUUCCAUCUGGGGUAUGCUUUUCCCCCAAUACCCCUCAUUUUUCUUCUGUUGGAAAGAAUCCAACAAGAACCUGUGACCAUUCUAGCAAUAAUUCCAUAUUGGCCCAGACAAGCAUGGUUUCCUCUGCUUCAGAAAUUAUCCCAGGAUCUCUCUCUAGAUCUGUCAUUUCAACACCAGUUACUACUCCACGGUCCAGUCUUUCAUCCUGCACCCCAGACUUUUUAGUUGAUGGCAUGGAAGUUGAGAAGCAAAUACUCUUAAAGAAAGGCCUUUCAGUAUCGGUUGUUGAUACUUUGCUUUAAAAAAGAGAUCAACAUCCUUGGCAUAUUACCGUAUUUGGAGUAUUUUCUGCGACUUGUGUCAUAUUCAUAAAAUUUCUCCUCAGCUUCCAGGUAUAAGCAAGUUCCUUCAGGAAAGAUUUGAUAAAGGCCUUAGUCUUAGCACUGACAGUUUUUUUUUCCCCACAGCUGUCGCUAGCAGUGGCUGGGGGAAAUGACAAAACAUGAUGGCAGUAGCUCAAUCUCAUGUCAAGUGGAGGACAAAUACAUACAAAAGAGUAGUCCCUACUUUGUCUUGUGUAUUUUAGGAGAAAGAGAUAUAAAGCCGAGAAAAGAACAACGGAGUAGGAGUGCGGAAGAAAAUAGUAAUAGAUUGAAGAAAGAAAGUUUUGGGUGACAGUUGCUUUAAUCUUGUUGAACAAUUUACUUGCAUAUCCAGGAAAAAUAAUCCUGGAAACAAUUCUUUUUGCUAGUACUUGUUUUUUGUAGAAAAUAGAAACGUGGCUAUAUACAGACCAAAUAGUAACGAACAGAUAAAAUGAUAAAAUACUUUAUGCAGCUGUAAGGGGGAUGGAAGAGGCGCAACAAAAAAUAUGCAAAAAGGUUAUGGAAACACUAACGCAUUUUGUGUCUUUAAACCGACACUUCCUCAACACAAGUGAACUGAACCUUGUAAUAUACAAAUGGACAUCUUAUAAUGACAUUUUCUGUAAUACAUUUCACAGUUCAAAUCCUACUCAAAUAUCUAAAUGUGAAACUCCAAAGGACCAUAUACCCUAAUUGUGUUGUAAGAAGACAGAUGAAUGUAAUUUAAAUAUAUAGAAUAUUCUAGAAUAUCUUAGCAUUAGUAUCUACACCAUCAGUCCUAUAACUGUUCCAUGUCAACUCUGUGAACCAUUAAUUCCUAGUGUAUGCCUCUUCCCAAAUUGCAUGUAUUUGUCCCUCUAAUUUUUUUCUGUUUUAGAGCCUCAGUCUUUUUCACACAAGCAAGUAACAUCACACACUCUAAUUGACACGUACAUUUCUCACUUUUGGAUAUCCUAUUACAUGUAAGGUUUUGUUUUUUAAGCAGACUUCUCUUGCUUGAAAUCUGGUUUUAUGUACAUUGUAUAUUUUGGCAUACUGCUUUCACCUCUGUUGCAUAUUAAUUUUAGUCAGUAAUUUGACAACAUAGACAAUCUUGGGAGAAAAGAUCGAUUGUUUUUUAUUUAUACAUUUAUUUUUGUGUUUUUUUUGUUUCUUUAAAUAACGCUCUUUUAUUCUAAUUCAGACGACUGAAUGAAAGGGAACGGAUUGGAGAGCUUGGAGCUCCUGAAAUCUGGGGUCUGUCUCCAAAAGUUCCUGAACCUGAGUAAGCCUCUCUUCUCAAUUAUGUAUAGUAUCAUAUCAUCAUUAUGGUCAAAAUAUGAAAGUUUACAGCUUUUUUUCUUAUUGCUUUAUCAGCUCAGAUGAACACACUCCUGUGGAAGAGGAGGAAAAGUCAAAAAAGAGUAGCAGUUCAGAGUCUUCAUCAGCAGGUAAUAUUGAUUAUUAUGUGGAUUUUUCGGUAAACAAACUCUUGACAUGCCACAACCUUUCUGUCAUUGAAAAAUAACCUGUGCAUGGAAAUGAAGGUAAAUAUUCAUGUAGUCUGUACAUCAUGCUUAAAUUGUCUUGUAUUGGUCAGUCCUACUUCUUUUGAGUAUACAUUUGCACCACUAUUUAAUGUGUAGUAAACAAUGAGGAAUUCUUUGUUUUACAGAAGAAAAGAAGAAAAAAAAGAAGAAAAAGAAAAAGUCGAGUAAAAAGAAACACAGAAAGCACUCAGAAGACAGUGAUAGCAACUCUGAUUCAGAAAGCAGUGGUAAAUACUUACUACUUACACUGUAAACAUUGACAUUACAUUUCUGUUCCCAGACAAAAGAUUAACAAGCAACUCUCACCAUAUUUUGGCAUCUAUUCUCAGUUGGUUUGAUGCGGUAAACAAUGUUGAAGUAUUUUCUAUGGUGUAUUGUCCAGCAAUAUUAGAUCUACAUUAGAUCCCUCCUCCCCCCAAGAAAUCAUGCAAAUAGAAUUACAAGUAGGUUUUCUUUGGAGAUAUAUCUACUAAAUGUAUUUUUUUUUAUUUUUUUUAAUGUAAUAUUUAUUUUAAUUUGCGGUAAGUGCUAAGUUAAUAGACACAGUUAUUGUUUUGUCAGUGUCCAAAGCACCAACAGUUUGUUUUUUAAAUGAGUGUGGACCACAUUUAAAUUUCAGGAUUCAAUAUCCACUGUAAUCUCUAUAAAAGACUAAAGAGGAUCAAAUCAUAUAUAUAUAUAUAUAUAUUUUGUCAAUCUGUUUUUAUUAAAUGAUAUACAGAGAUUAUUCAGCCAUGUUUGCAAAAGUAGUAUUACAUAGCAGCCAGUGGUAUGUAUAAGAUUAUACAGCCAUUCUUGAGAGCAUCGCGUAGAUAAAGUCGCCUUAAUGGCUCAACCUGUAUUAAAAAUUAUAGUAGAAAUAGUCUGAGAGGUAAUCUUAAAGGUAUCGGUGUUAAGGACAUUUCCCAACCCAUCAAUAUAAUCUGAUAUCACUUAUUGUGUCUUCAAAGUAUGGAGAGCGUGGAAGGCAGCUAGUACUUUCUUAAAAUAAAGGUAUUUAAGAGGAGUUGCAGAAGACACUAAAUCUGCUGUUAAACUGUCAGAAAACGACGAGGGCAUACUUUCUGGUAAAAAAUAAACCAAUAUAUUGUGCGAAUACUAAUUGCAAAUAGCAGACCCUUCAUUAAGAAUGAAGGCAGAAACUUUGAGGAAGCUUGAGCAGUCAGCUAAUGCUUUGCCAAAAUACUUGGACCCGAGGCUCACAUGGGAGACAGAAGAAGAACCACCUGGCAAAAGCACUACGUCAGACAGUUCCAGAUUAUCCUGCAAUGUAGAACUGUACCCCAGCAACAGCUGCUACAGAGGGCUAGUAAGCAUGCUGCUGUCCAAGCAAUGCCAAAGUCGUCCUCUCCUCCUAUGGUUGGUGUGAGAGCAUCUGGGGUACACAGGGUAUCCUGUUAUGAAGGCCAUCGUGUGGAAUAGAAUUGGAGCCAUGGCUUCCUCCCAGCAACCAGUCGCGUAUGCACAUUCAGCCCAGGAGGAGGAGAAUCCCCCACCCGGCGCUGGAGAAAGAGGUAAGUUUAACCCCUUCCACCCCCUAGAGCCGGCCAGGAGGGGGACCCUGAGGGUGAGGGCACUAUAGUGCCAGGAAAACAAGUAUGUUUUCUUGGCACUAUUGUGUUCCUUUAACUGCCAUUAAAGAGGGUGAGAAAUGCAUUCCAUUCACAUGUACCCCGGAGAAUGCAUGGAGACAGCAGUGUCUUUAAAGAUGCAAAUCAAGACAGAUCAUACGUUUCAUGGAAAGUUUUAGGCAAUUUAUUGUAGCUUCUUAUUUUUUGUUCGAGGCAUUUUGUUAUUACACUUAUUAAAGCAAUGGUUGUGAUUCUUUGUUUUCCGUUGGCAUUUUAUAAAUAUUUCUGUCAUAUAAUCUACUUAACGAGAAGAUUGCUCUAAACCCCUUUUUGUUUUUUAUAGAAGAAGACAAAAAGAAAUCAAAGAAAAAAAAGAGAAAGCAAAAAAAGUAAGAUUUAUUAUUAUUUGAGCUUUAUAUAUAAAAGGGUCCCUGGA